Messenger RNA from Vombatus ursinus (common wombat), 7065 nucleotides. It is a transcript of the gene CCNT1, whose product is annotated as cyclin T1. The transcript is spliced from 9 exons. The record is from RefSeq and is a predicted model, not a curated record. Gene Ontology annotation, cellular component: nucleus; cyclin/CDK positive transcription elongation factor complex. The coding region runs from base 36 to 2195 and encodes 719 amino acids. Gene Ontology annotation, biological process: positive regulation of DNA-templated transcription, elongation; regulation of transcription by RNA polymerase II. Lineage: Eukaryota; Metazoa; Chordata; Mammalia; Diprotodontia; Vombatidae. Gene Ontology annotation, molecular function: cyclin-dependent protein serine/threonine kinase activator activity.
CGUUGCUGCCGCCGCCACCGCCUGGUUGAAGCACUAUGGAGGGAGCUUCGGCCAAGCGCUGGUACUUCACCCGGGAACAGCUGGAAAAGAGUCCGUCCCGUCGCGCUGGCAUCGACCCGGACAAAGAACUCUAUUGCCGGCAGCAAGCAGCCAAUCUGCUUCAGGACAUGGGGCAGCGUCUCAACGUCUCCCAACUGACCAUCAACACUGCCAUUGUGUACAUGCACCGAUUCUACAUGGUCCAGUCUUUUACACAGUUCCAUCGGAAUAGUGUUGCACCAGCAGCCCUUUUUCUGGCAGCUAAAGUAGAGGAACAACCACGAAAACUAGAACAUGUAAUCAAGGUAGCUCAUGCUUGCCUCCACCCUCUAGAUGCACUUCCUGACACUCGAAGUGAGGCUUACCUGCAACAAGUCCAAGACCUGGUCAUUCUAGAGAGCAUAAUACUGCAGACCCUGGGCUUUGAAAUAACAAUUGACCACCCACACACACAUGUGGUAAAGUGCACACAACUUGUUCGAGCAAGCAAGGACUUGGCACAAACCUCCUACUUCAUGGCAACCAACAGCCUGCACUUGACCACAUUUAGCCUGCAGUAUACACCUCCUGUGGUGGCUUGUGUCUGCAUUCACCUGGCCUGUAAGUGGUCCAACUGGGAGAUCCCAGUCUCCAGUGAUGGGAAACACUGGUGGGAGUAUGUGGAUGUCACAGUAACCCUGGAGCUCCUCGAUGAACUGACUCAUGAAUUCCUACAGAUCCUUGAGAAAACCCCUAACAGGCUCAAGCGCAUUCGGAAUUGGAGGGCUUGCCAGGCUGCCAAGAAAUCUAAAUCAGGUGACCCAGGAGAAGAUGACUCCCUUUCAGAACAGGCAAUACUCAGCAUGAUCUCCAGGAGCUCUUCAGAUAUGAACAUUGCAGGCUUAAUGAGUAUGUCAACUUCUAACACAACUAGCACCGUGCCUUCUCUCCCAGCCAAGGAGAAGUCCCCCAGUGAUUUAAGCAGCAUGGAGAUGUUGCAGGCUGACCACUGGCUGCCUUCACAGCAUUCCCUCAAGCUGGAAUCUACUCAGGGUCAUCGGACUAAUGAGCAUCUAGCACUUAUGGGAGCUGACCAUUCUUUGCAACAGGACGCAGCUGCCUUUGUUUCUCAGAAGCCGAGCAGCAAAAGCACACCGGCUGCAAAGGUGUCUCUGAAGGAGUACCGAGCUAAGCAUGCUGAGGAACUGGCUGCUCAGAAGCGACAGCUGGAGAACAUGGAGGCCAAUGUGAAAUCACAGUAUGCGUAUGCUGCCCAGAAUCUCUUGGCUCAGCAAGAGAGCCACUCCUCCUCUGUCAUUCUGAAAAUUCCCGUGGAAAGCUCUGAAAACCCAGACCGCCUUAGUCUGGAAAAGGCAGACAAAGCAGCCCUCAAAAUGCGAAUCCCCAUGGUGGGCGGAGGGGAUAAAGCCCUUUCAGCAAAACCAGAGGAGAUAAAAAUGCGUAUUAAAGUUCACACAGCAACUGAUAAACACAGCUCUGUGGAUGAGUUUGGGGCAAAGACCCGGGAGCACAAGGAGAAGCACAAGGUCCACACAUCUAAUCAUCACCACCAUCACCACAAUCACCACUCACACAAACACUCCCACUCCCAACUCCCAGUUGGUGCUGGGAACAAGCGACUGGGUGACUCAAAACAUAGCAGCCAGUCAAGCAUCCUGGCCCAUAAAGCCUACAACUUGUCUGGCUCCUCUUCCUCUUCUAGUUCAGCCCGUAAAAGGCCCCUUCCCGAGGAGUCUGGAGUAAUGUAUGAGCACCCUGCCAAAAUUGGCAAGACCUCUAAAUCAUCCUCUGUCACUUUCUCCUUCCCUCCUCUCCCUGCGAUGACACAGUUGCCUGGGCAUAGCUCAGAAACAAGCAGCCUCUCCUUCUCCCGAGCCCCUCAUGUGAAAUCGGACAAAGGCUCCACCGGAGCAAAUGGACACAGCACAGCCCAGACGAUAGACUAUCAAGACACUGUUAACAUGCUCCAUUCGCUGCUUAGUGCCCAGGGCAUGCAGCCCACGCAGCCCUCUGCUUACGAGUUUGUUCACUCUUACGGGGAAUACCUGAAUGCACGAGCUAGUGGGGUCCCUUCCAGAGCAGGCAAUUUAGACAAGCCCCGACCACCUCCUCUACCGUCAGAACCUCCCCCACCACUCCCACCCCUCCCUAAGUAAAUGAAAAAAAAAAGAGGCCCUUUUUUAACUACUGAGUCUGGACUAAGAAAAUUACUUUCUGUAUAUGAGAUUUUUGUCACCCUCCUUGGGCCAGGGAAGGGAGGGUAUAGAGGGUAGGAUACUGUUAUAUCCACUGCCUCAGAAAUAGCUAUUUUAUUAUAGUUUUUCCUGGUCGUAGAGAAGUGAGAAUUCCUUAAAGCUGUGAAGGAUUGAAAACACUUCCUCUGUUCUUUGCUCCUGUGUCUCCUAGCUGGGCAGUUGGUGUUGGUGGUUCCCCCCUUCCCGGCUCCCAUAUUUUCCGGUCAGGACUAAAAAGUGCAACUUUUCUUUCAAACAAAAAGCAAGUUGUGGAACUAUUGGGGUUUUAAUAUAUCAAAAGAGGAAGUAUUUAAACAUGUCAUAAAAUCUUUUAAAAAGUAAUUUAAAAAUAAGUUAUCCGUUAAGUUUUUUUAUAUAUAUACAUAUAUAUAAUUGGGGAAGGGUUGUGAGUCUUGCUGGGUUGAUGACAAACAGCAUUGACUUGAGGGAGAGAAGUUAGGGGGUGGGUGGACAGGGAGAAGGCUAGCAGCCUAGUCCUAGGCGCAGAGACAGGCCCUGGGCAAUUUGAAGUGUGGAGACCUUUUGGUUUGUGUGUGUGCAUUUAUUUUUCUUUUCUAUGUAUAUUUUUUAAAAUCAUGUUUCACCUCACCUUAACCUUCCUUUCUCUCAAGCAGUUAUUACUGUAGGGAAUAUAGCAUGUCUCAAAGCUUUUAACAGGAAGGGAGGAGAGAUGUGUGGAUUUUGUUUAGUAUUUUCCCUUUUGUGUAUGAUGUAAUAGAUGGUAGAAUGUGAACAGUUAUGUAUGGCAGCCGCUCUCUAAAUUCUAGUCAAAGCCUUCUCAGCAAUCCAUUCAUUGUCAUAACUUUGCAGGUUCUAUUUUAAAACUUAUUUUUAUUCGCCUCCAUUUUAAGUCUUUGUGAAGUAAAUUAUAAAGGUUUGGGGUAUGGGGGGGAUGGAACAAGUUGAUCUUUUGUACAGAAUUGUUUUUUCAAGUUAGGUCUUGAAAAGCUUCCAUAUAUGAACAUUUUCAUCAUUUUCUGUGGAAGCUGGAAUAAAUCAGUAAGUACCAUGUUCUAGCCAGCAAAAUCCAGUCCUUAUAUGUUAAUCUGGGGUCUGUGAGAGAGAACACUGGAAGAUAUUAAAAACAAUGAAAUUGUGAUUUGGAAUUUAGAAAACUAUGUUUUAAACUGUAUUAUGAAUGUGAGAUUUGCUUUUCAUCUGGUUUGUUAAAAGGAAAUAGCUUCUUCCCAGAAUGCAUGUUGAAUGAACUUCUGAAAAUGGGGUCAGUGUAUUAAUUGAGCCAAAUGGGUACUAUUUGGGUGUGAUUACUUAGAUAAACCAGCAUGUGCCAUGGGCACAGUCAUGCUCAGCUUAUCCAUCAAUGCAGGUUUUAUUCAGGGUCUCUGGCUCCAGGAAUUCUGGAAGGAACUUGUCAGAAAACUUAAAAAAAUUAAAAGGUGGUUUUAAAAAAAAAAAUUCCUACUGACCCUGAAGCUUCAUGUUUCAAAAGUGAACAUAUUUGGUGAAGAGGAAAAUCUUAUGGUUUGCAAGUAGCUUAUUAAGAACCCAAAGCCAAAUUCCAGCAAGUAUCUUCCUAACCUAUACAUUUUUGCAGUGAUUAGUCACAUUAAAUUUUCAUACCCUGCUGGAGAGCUGUCUAACCAAAAGUGCAAUGUAGAUUUUCAUUGUAUCUUGAGAAAUAGUCUUGGAUUUUUAAAUGUAGCAUCCUUCACACCAAAUAUUCUUAAGGAAGAAUUUUUGUUUUCACUGAAGCAGGCAAGGGGGACAGGAAUUGAUAUAUAACCCUAGUAAGGAGGCUUACAAAUCCAAGGAAUCUUGUAGGGAAUGAUUUGUCUGGUCCAAGUUUGGAGUCAGUUGGUGAAGACUUGAUAUAAUGAUUAGAAAAUAUGGAGAGAGAAACACUGACCCAGUAGAAGAAAUUUCAGGAAUGAGUCCCAACUGAAGAAAUUAGACUGAAAAAGACUGCUAUGGAAUUUCUUGGGCUGUUUCUCUGUGCCUGUUUAAAUUUUGCUUGCUCUAUAUUGUGCAAAAUGAGGAACUCUGAGGACCUGUAAACUGGUAAAGCUUCUCAACUUGACUGGCACUUGGUGGCUUUUUGGUUUUGUUGUGUUUUCUGUGUGGUGUUAAGCUGUUGGUAAACCAACAAUUCAAUGAUUAAACUUAGAAUUUUACAUACAGAUACACAACUACACACCAUCUCUGGGAAUUCAGAUUGUGUUGCUUAUGAGGUUUUUGCCCAUUAUUUAUUUAAACUUUGUUUAUUUAGAAGUUUCUUUCUGUUCUCUAUUGGCUUUGUUUUUGAGGGUUUUUUUGGAGGGUCGGAAUUGGGGAGAAUGCUCCCCUUCUUAACCUUCCCAAAAGGACAUUUACCAUCUGGUCAGCAUCUGCAGCUUUGGUAGGUGGUGUUGAUCACUGAAUUAAUUUUGCAAGUGAAUGUUUGUGCUAGGCCCUUUUUUUUUUUUAUCAGACUUCCAUGCUCAGUGCCACUCUAGAGGUACCUAUCCAUACCAGCCUGCUAGCACUACACCAUGGUAAUACUAUUGUGACUUCUUUGAUAAGGACUAAACUGAGACAAAGUAUCUAGGGAAGGCCAUAGACAUAUCCUUCCUUCUGCCUUAAACUGUAUUAUCUUGGCUGUAUACUAAUUAUACUGCUCAUACAGGCCAUUCUAGAGCUGUCUCUGGUUUUAUAAGUAUUAGUGCCUGCUGGGUCCUGACUUCAGUGAGAGCUGCCUGCAGCACUUGCUUGCAGAUCUAUGCAAUAGCCCAAGUUCAUCUCAUGUGAACCACAACACACCCCCUGCAUUCAUUGCCUUAACUCCUCCUCUGUCCCUUAACCCACAGAGAAUGGACUGAGGAGUUGUAAAUCCAAAAUUACUUGGAUGUUUGAGGUUUUUUUUAUUUGCCUGAGAUUUUUAAAGAUUAUGAGUAUCAGUGAAUAAGAUCUGAAGCAUGGGUAUACCAAAUCUUCUGACUCUCAAAGUGAUUCAAUUCACUCCGUCUUGACAGUGAGAAGAAAUUAUCCCACCAGAUCUCAGUGCUGCUAUAAUAGCAGCUACGAGGAAAAAUAUUCAUCUUAAAGCUACUUUAUGAACUAACAUCCUAGGAAAAAGCUUUUUAUGGUCUCUGGGUGUAGAAGACACUUUGGAGAUUUAUUUUACUCUUCCUGCUUAGUCAUCAAUAUGUUUUCUUUAGAGAACUCUUGCCAUUCUUCAAUUACAUAUAACUUUCCUUUUUGUGAGGUGAGCUGGCAUAGUUUUUGUGACUUCUGAGUUUUAGUUUAGUACAUCUUUUUGAGUUUAUAUUCCUGGUUAACCAGUGCUGAAAUCUGAUCAUUAAUGAAAAAGGGUAGAAGCUUAACAAUUAGCCUUCUAUUAAAUGCUGCAGAUUAAGAUACUGAGAUAAAAAUCAUGAUAACAUCUCUUAUGGUGUCUAAGCUUAACUAGCUUAAAUUAGAAAUUCUUGACUCCUUUAACAACCCUUACUCCAGGGCAUGGAAUUAGAGGUGGCAUCCCUAUCAUAGUAUAUCUAGAUUUAAAUGCAACAAUGUUUUAUCUCUCAGAAACUGAUUCAUCCUUCUUUUUGCUGGCACUUUUGAUAUUUAUAGUAGGAAAGGGAGACUUCUUAGGGUGGGUUACAAAUGUUCUUCAGGGCAUGGGGGGAUUUAUGGUCUAUGCAAUCCAUCAGUGGUGAGAAAGACACACUGGUUCCACUGAGCUGUCAGUGACUUUGAUACCUCCUGAAAUCUCAUGUAACUGCUUUUUAACACCAAGUUUUCAAAUGUUUGGUCCUGAUGUUAAGAAAAUAUUCAUGUUGCACCACACCAUUAAUUUUUAUUUUGUCCUUGUGCCCCUCUCUGGACCUGAAUUUCAAACAAGCUUUGUACUGUAAUUCUCCAUGAUAUGUAGUAAGGCUUGGGGUGAGAGUGGGGGUAGUUUUUAAGUGAAAGAGUCCCUCCAUUUUAAUAUUUUUCCUAACUAUUUAAUAUAAACUUGGAAUUGGGGAGGGUAGGGAAGAGAGGGAAAGAAUAAGAGAAUAAUGUUUACUAAAAAAACCAGUGUCCAUUCCCUUCCCCUUUGUGAGUGGGUUAACCACAGUUGACUGAAAUGUCAGAAAAGACUGACUCAGGUUUUAUAUUGCCAUGUUGUGCAUGGAGAGGGAUGCUUGACAGCAUGUGAAAGCUAUAUUGAUUAAUUGAUGCCAGAGCAAAUAUAUGCUUCUCCAGAUAUUUGGGUACUUUUUUGGUGGAAAACUACAGAACUGACUGGUUAGUGAUUGACGUAUACUGGAAUUGUUUGGGGAGAAGUGAUAGUUUGUUUCACGUUCCAGACUAAAGACUGCAACAGCCUGACACUAAGUUUCUGGAUUUGAAACUGUUCUUUCCCAGAUUCAUCCUGACUGAACACCCCCAUAUCAGACCAAAGAAUACCAAAAAACAAAAACAGCACCCUCCACCACCUCUCCUCCCCCCCGCCCCAACACUUUACUGAUCUUUGUCACUCAGGUACUACUUUGUGGUAAGACAUUUAUGUGUUUUCUUUAUACAGUUCCCAAGAGCCCUUUCUACAGCAUAUGCAUUUGCCCACCUAGGGGUACAUCAGUUGGGAUGUUAUCCCUUGUAUCUCUUCUGCUGGUAUGUGGUUGAUAGGACAAGAAUGACCAUUACAGUAAGGGCUGUUUGUACAAAAAUUUUUUUUUAAUUGUAUACGUUUUAUAGUCUGGCUAUCAGUUGUUUGAUAACUUGCUGUCAGGUAUGUUUCUCUAUAUGUAUUUAUCCACCACAUCAAUAAAUGCUAAAGGUAAAGGAGUAA